AGGCUGACUGGCUGUAUCUACUGCGCAUGCUUUGGCUCCAAUUUGUACAAAAAAAGGUUUAAAAACGUACAAUGAGAGUGAAUGACGCCACAUUGUACACUCACACAUACAGUCACAGGUACACUCGCAGUGACGGACAAACAGAGGAAAUGAAUUAACCGUCACACCGGAAAUGAGCCACGUGUGCUAUUGCGCAUGCGCGUCUCAUUCUCCACUAGGCGCAAUUUUCUCAUUAGGAAUGAAUAACACGCAGCUGUGCUCUUCGAUUUAAAAAAAUAAAAUAAAAAAUCCUUCUUGCUCUAGAGGAUUAAAGACUAACUAACCCAAAAUAUUGGCCUAAUUUUACAUUAUAUUCUUUAAAAAAGAUGCUUACAUUAUUGGGGUUACUAAUAUCAGUGGUGCUCAUCUGUGAAGUCCAGUGUUUUUAUAAACAAACUGAAAGCAAUGAUACCAUCAUAUGUACAGCCCCAAACAUGUUCGCGUAUAUUUCCAAAGACUCCAGUGAGCCAGUGCCAACGUAUAUUUAUGUCCAAGACGAACAUGGUCGGUACCAGAAUGCUAGACUGAUGGCCGGGCGAUGCUCAUAUGAUGUAACCGAUACACCAGACUUUAUCAUCAUUGGGGUUUCACACAGCAGCUGUCACGUGCAGAAAACGAUCCUUGGUGGAAAUAUCACAUUCUGGGUGAAUAUUGUGGUAGUAAAGUUUCCCCACUCCAAGCAAGGAUCAGUAUUUAGAGACACUCUUUUUAAGCUGACUGUGUCUUGUACAUAUGCACUGCUCAAUACUAGCAGCAGCACAGCUGUUGAAAUUAGAGCGCCGAUAUUAACAACUGCUUCCGUCCUGAAAAAUGAGGGCAUGCUCCGUGCUCAGAUGAGAUUCGCCACAGAUUCUUCUUUCAGGAACUUCUAUAAGAUCCAGGCACCUCCUGUGAUGCACGGUCUGGGGGAGCCAGUGUUUGUGGAGGUAUUUGUCCUAAAGCAUGAGGAUAAAGACCUUGAGCUUGUGCUUAAUGACUGCUGGGCCACACCCAGUCCUGAUCCACAUGAUGAGCUCAGAUGGACUCUGCUUCACAGAGGCCGUCCUCGACAAGAUGAUGACUACAGUGUUGAAGUCCUAGAAGUUCGGCCUGGUGAUGGAGUCAAAUAUCCCAAGCUUCACAAGUGGCUGAAGAUUACAAUGUUCUCUUUUGUAGAGAGCGAAGACAUCUAUGACUCCGUUUACUUGCAUUGUGAUGCAGAAGUGUGCAAAGGAGCUCUUUGUCCGAAGACAAGAAAGAGGAGGCAGUCUGGUGUUCAGAGAAUUCUCAACAGAAGAUUAGUCGUUCGAGGGGGGCCUCUGAUUUUCGCCAUGUGACUGCAUCAGUGCAUUAGCUGUUGUGUUCAAGAAAC
Ictalurus punctatus (channel catfish) is the source of this 1390-nucleotide messenger RNA. Its product is annotated as zona pellucida sperm-binding protein 4. The record is from RefSeq and is a predicted model, not a curated record. Gene Ontology annotation, biological process: binding of sperm to zona pellucida; prevention of polyspermy. NCBI's taxonomy places the organism in Eukaryota, Metazoa, Chordata, Actinopteri, Siluriformes, Ictaluridae. Gene Ontology annotation, cellular component: egg coat. The transcript has 8 exons. Gene Ontology annotation, molecular function: acrosin binding; structural constituent of egg coat. Bases 366 to 1355 code for a protein of 329 amino acids.